Molecule: messenger RNA, 1089 nt
Organism: Gadus macrocephalus (Pacific cod)
Lineage: Eukaryota; Metazoa; Chordata; Actinopteri; Gadiformes; Gadidae
Product: olfactory receptor 4B13-like
Exons: 1
Coding region: 70-1089 (339 amino acids)
Biological process (GO): G protein-coupled receptor signaling pathway
Cellular component (GO): membrane
Molecular function (GO): olfactory receptor activity; G protein-coupled receptor activity
Source: RefSeq, a predicted model, not a curated record
GGUCCUGGUUAAACCAGAGGCCACAAUGUCUGCUACAUCUUCCCUCUUUCAUUUGAAACAGUUUUAAAGAUGUGUUGGUCAUGUUCUAGGCUCAGAGGUGGAGUGGUAAGUGUGUGGAUGCCAAUCUCCUGUGAUAAACUUCGUCUGAGAUUGAAAGUUAUCAUGGUCAAUUCAAGCCAGAUUCCAUAUUUCAUACUGACUGCCUACCUGGACAUGGGCUAUCUGAAGUACUUAUAUUUUGUGAUUGUUUUGAUUCUGUACAUUGUGAUUGUGGUUGCAAAUGCUUUACUCAUUGUAACUAUUUGCAUGAAGAGGAGCCUACAUGAGCCUAUGUAUGUGUUUCUGUGUAGCCUGUUGGUUAAUGAACUGUAUGGUAGUGCUGGUCUAUUUCCAUUCCUCCUGCUGCAGAUCACCUCAGACACUCACACCAUAUCUAGAUCCAUGUGUUUCCUACAGAUCUACUGCUUGUACACCUAUGCAACUGUGGAGUUUUGUAACCUGGCUGUGAUGUCCUAUGAUAGGUACCUUGCUAUCUGCUGUCCUCUGCAUUAUAAGGCUCGGCUGACCUCUAAAAAGGUGGCUCUGUUGAUCGCUCUCGUAUGGCUGUACUCUUUUAUCGAGUUCCUAAUAAUUCUUUGUCUGAAUCUCCGUCUAAAACUCUGUGGGAAUGUUAUGGACCGGCUAUACUGUCAAAACUACUAUGUGACCAAACUGGCGUGUUUUGAUACCACAGUUAACAAUUUCUAUGGACUUUUUGUAAUAUUUCUGACUGUUUUUGUUCCAUUGAUCCCCAUCCUGUUCUCCUACACCAAGAUCCUCAGGGUUUGUUUUAAUGGUUCUAAAGAGACCAGACAGAAAGCAGUCAGUACCUGCAUCCCCCACAUCGCCUCCCUGAUCAAUUUCUCUUUUGGGUGUUGUUUUGAAAUACUUCAGAGUAGAUUCAAUAUGAGCGGCGUUCCCGGGAUAAUGCGCAUAGUUUUAUCACUGUACUUUCUCACCAUCCAACCACUCUUUAACCCUAUCAUUUAUGGGCUGAGGUUAUCUAAAAUAAGACAGAUGUGUAGAAAUGUUGUUGUCUGCAAUAAGUAA